Molecule: messenger RNA, 858 nt
Organism: Zingiber officinale
Lineage: Eukaryota; Viridiplantae; Streptophyta; Magnoliopsida; Zingiberales; Zingiberaceae
Product: probable protein ABIL5
Exons: 6
Coding region: 77-703 (208 amino acids)
Source: RefSeq, a predicted model, not a curated record
UGCCUCCCUCGACUCUCAAAGCACUCAAUCCUCAGUUCCCCACGCAGCCACUCUUCUUCCACCUCUGUGCACAUCUAUGGAGGAAGGCAAAGACGUGGAGCACUCCAGAGCAACAGCCAGCUCCGUAAUGCCAUUGCCUAAAUCUCCAUCCACACAGUAUGAAGAGAAUGGGAGAGAGGAGGAGGGCUUCCACAACGCUUUGCUGGAGCUGAAAGACCUGCGGUCUCAGCUUCACCAUGCGGCAGAACAUUGUGAGCGUGCAUUUUCCUCAGCCCAGCAGAAGAAGAUGAUUUUGGAGGGGACAAAGAGCUACAUAUGUGAAGCAGUUGUGGCAAUAGUCGACCAUUUAGGAACUGUCUCAUCCAAACUCGAGCAGAGUCUCCUUGCAAAUGCUGUGGUUAAGCAGACUGAACAAAGAAUUGGUUGCUUGAAGCAGAGAAUCCUUGCUUGCCAACAAUAUGCCAUGUGUCUUGAGCUGUGUAACAUGCAACUGGACAUCAAAUUCCCUCAACACCAUCAGCAUUAUGUCUCACCAGGAGCAGAUUUUGCUAAGGCAAUUCCAGUUCUUGCAAAACCUAGCAAACCUGCAUGCAGAUGCAAGACUGAGGAUCUGCAUGUGCUGGCCGGUGCCUAUCAAAAGAAGAAGCCAAAGCAAGUGAACAACUUCUUGUCAUUUAUGGGAGUGAGUAAAAGAAAGAUAUAGGAAUUAAUUAUAUAUGUUGUUGGGGUUGCCUUCGCUUCACUGCCUAUUUGUGUAUCGUAGCUACUUGGAGAACAUCUGCUGAAUGUAUUUUCUGAGUGAUGGUUGGUGAAUUAAGAGAAAUCAAGUCUUCAUAUAAAGAAAAGCAUGUUCACUUU